AUGAGGAGAACUUUCAGUUACAGUUUAAGUUCUUCUUCCGCUAGCAUCCGCAGUGGAUGUCGAGAAGCUGAUGGAGAGUACGGCAUUCCGGCGAGUCUAUGUUACUGUCGUGGACGAGUCGUUGUCCAGACUUCUCGGACUGAUCUAAACGCGGGAAGGAGGUUCUUCACUUGCAAGAACAGUGAGAAAGGAGGUGUUCACGUUUGGAAAUGGUGGGAUGAUGCCGUUAUGGAGGGAUUCAAAAUCGUCAAACGCCUAGUGGAGUAUGAAGCAAAGCUGAAGGAGUUGGAGUUGGAGUUGCUUGCCAACCGAGGUGUGAAGGAGUGGAUGCUCAAGUUUGUGAUUGGUGGUGGAUUUAUUGGGUUUGCAGUCAUAUCCACUGCAAUUCUCCGUCUCUUUACGUAA
This is a messenger RNA of Arabis nemorensis, 405 nucleotides long. The record is from the annotation of a GenBank genome assembly. NCBI's taxonomy places the organism in Eukaryota, Viridiplantae, Streptophyta, Magnoliopsida, Brassicales, Brassicaceae.